This is a messenger RNA of Gilbertella persicaria, 2745 nucleotides long. Its product is annotated as armadillo-type protein. Gene Ontology annotation, biological process: nuclear-transcribed mRNA catabolic process, nonsense-mediated decay; mRNA export from nucleus. The record is from RefSeq and is a predicted model, not a curated record. Gene Ontology annotation, molecular function: mRNA binding; RNA cap binding; protein binding. NCBI's taxonomy places the organism in Eukaryota, Fungi, Mucoromycota, Mucoromycetes, Mucorales, Choanephoraceae. Gene Ontology annotation, cellular component: nuclear cap binding complex; nucleus. The coding region runs from base 45 to 2579 and encodes 844 amino acids. The transcript is spliced from 13 exons.
GUUUUUAACGCGUUUAUUUUUUUUUUCUUUUCUUUUCUUUAACUAUGAGUUACGACAACAGAGGAUAUCGACCUCGUCAAGAAGGUGGCGGUCAUCGUUAUAGAGGUGGUAAUAAUGGUGGUGGACCCAAUCGUUAUCGAGACAACAGAAGAGGUUAUCAACGUCGUCCUUAUGAUCGCCCUCCUCCUCCUCAGGAAAACAAAGAAGACGAUCUUGAAGAUAUUGAAGUGCGUUUAAAGGGUUUGAUUAUCAAGAUUGGUGACAAGUUUACACAUGAUCUCCAAGUCAAUUUGACUAAGAUGAAGAACAUUCUGGACAAUGAUUAUCACAAAUAUCCUACUACAGUACAAGAUACAUUAACAGCAUGUAUUACUGAAUUACCAGCAAAAGCGCCUGUGUAUGGUACAUUGAUUGGUCUCUUAAAUGUCUCUAGUCAUGACAUUGUUGCCAAAUUGAUGACUGAAUUCAACAAGACAUUAGAAGAAGCCAUUACUGACUCCAAUUGGUUUAAACUAAAGCAAUUGUUGAGAUUUUAUGGUGAAUUAGUCAACUCAAAUGUGAUUUUACCUACCACCUACUGUGGUCUAGUCAAUGAUGUCUUGGCUCCUCUAGAUCAACCUAACCAAUUACGCCAACGCUUGGAUUGCUUUGUCUAUAUUGUAUCGAUGGCCUUGUUUUGGUGUGGUACAGAAUUAAACAAUCGUUGUCCAACUGAACUUGAACAUAUUUUGAAGAAGAUUGAAGAUUAUAUGCAACGUAGAGGCACUGUGGCUUCACUUGAUCUAUUAAAGCAUGAAGAGAAUGCCUCUAUACAUACUUAUGAAACAAAUACACUACAACACCUUUGGGAGAUGGUAAACAAGUGCAAAAAAGAUAAUUGGAAGACUCCUUUAAUUCCUCAGCCUUAUCGUUGGUUUGACAAGGAAUUUGCUUCAGCACUUCAACAUGAUUUACCUCGAUUUAUCGUGCCUAAUCAUCAUGAUGGUAUCAGUUAUAUUGCUCCUGUACCUCAUUAUCGCUUUGUCUUGGACUCUGAAGCACUAUCUCGUUAUGCAUUGCCUGAUAUAAGCAAGCCAGAAUAUUUUAUCUUGCAAGAAGCUGUCUCAGACACAUUACAAUUGUUUGAAGUCAACCGUAAAGACUGUGCCCGUUAUUUACUGGGUAUUGCAGCCAGUUUCAAUCCUAGACUAUUCAGGUCUGCACCAUCAGACUCUGUUAAGCCUGAACCUAUGGAAGAAGACAAAGGAGAAAAUCAGUCCUGGAGUCUCUCUGAUUUCUUGGUUGAGGCUGUAUUUUCCCAUAUGCUUCGUUUACCUUCUUCCCCUGCCCGCCAAGUGUUCUAUUCUUGUGUGAUCAUUGAACUCUGUCGUGCAGAGAGCACUACUUUCCCUAUGGCUCUGGGUCGCGGUCUUAAGACAUUAUUUACCAAGCUUGAACAUGUUGAUGUUGAAUGCAUUGCCCGUCUCUGGAACUGGUUCUCUCAUCACCUAAGUAACUUUGGUUUCCAAUGGGACUGGGAAGCAUGGUCCAAUGUACUUACACUGGACCCUAACCAUCCUCAAGUCUGCUUUGUACGUGAGACCCUUGAGAAAGUGAUCCGUCUUAGUUAUUAUGAACGUAUCAAGUCAGCCUUGCCAGCACCCUUUCAUGCAUUGAUUCCUGCUGCUGCACCUGCACCUAACUUUGCCUUUAAAGACGUGAAUGAUCCAUUGCAUGAUAAAGCCAAACACUUAAUUGAGUGUUUGCGUACGAAAAAGACAGCUGAUGAAGUACGUGUGAUUCUUGAUGGCUAUCGAGAAGAAUGGCAGGAUGAAUCUCAACAGCAAAUGCGACAUAUGUUUAUUCAGUGUUUAUUGUUGGUUGGGUCCAAGAGUUUUUCUCAUGUGUUGAAUGUGGUUGAACGAUACUUGGAUGUCUUGAGACUAGUGAAUGGUACACCUGAAGCACGUCUUCAUACAGUGCAAAUUGUGGCUUCUUUUUGGAAGAACAAUACGCAGUUCUCGGGUAUUCUUUUAGACAAGUUAUUGAACUAUCGUGUCAUUGAUCCUAUCUCUGUCAUCACAUGGGCAUUUGAGCCAGACCAAUUAGAAUCUGCUGGAAGAGCUUAUGUCUGGGAGAUCUUGAAGAACACACUGAGUAAAGUCAAUUCCCGUGUGGUACAAGUGAAGGCUAAACUCGAUAAUUUCCAGUCCCUUCAUGAUGCCAAUAAACUCAAGAGAGCAGGACAAGAGAGAAACGAGAUGUUGGAAGCAGAGGAACAACAAGAGAUGGACUCCUUACGUCUUGUUGAGAAUUCACUUGCCACAGUCACAAGAGAGCAAAAAGAAGUCUUUAUGGUUGUCUAUCAGAAAUUCACGCAUGUAUUACAAGAUCUUUGCAAGUCAAACACAUCAGAUAGUUGGACAUUUAAGUGGAUCUAUGGUUGGUUUAAAGAGAUGCUACGUGUGCACUAUCGAGAAUGUAGUUCAUUCAUGACUACAUUAGAAACACUUGUAUUUACUUCUGACUUGGAUCCUCGUAUUAACCAAGUGUUUGAGCAAGUCAAGGCAUUUAAGCAAGAAUUGGAUGCUAUUGUAUAAAUAAACAACAUGCCCAUUUUAAGCUUAUUUUUCUGUAUUUAGUGAAUUAAUCAGAGUGUGUAUUACAAACAACGCACGUUUCUGGGAUAAAGGAGUUCUAUGGCAUAAAAUAGUUGUACUACUCUACCCAUUGACAUUUGUUCAUAGCAUAUAUAAAUACAAGCUU